GUACGGACGUUGUUUGACGAAGUCGGAAAUGAAUUGAAGCUUAGUGUUGGACAUCAAAAUAGUGAAAUGCUUUAGUUUUCAAAUCGUACCAUUCAGUAACAUAUAGCAGAUAUUCAGCUACACAGACUACCGAUUCCGUUAACGAUUGGCUAGUUACAUUGCUUCGAUCAGGAUGGAGCAGGACCCUGUUUCAGAGUCUGUGGCCUCACCACCUUCAGGUGCAGCAAAAUCAAAGUUGGACACGUUGUCCAAGGAUGACCUCAUCAAGUUUGCCAAGAAGCAGAUGGCUGCCAUCCAGAAGAUCAAGUCCAAAUGUGCAGAUUUGGAGAAGGAAGUUGACACCCUCAAGUCUCUGCCAACAGGCAAUUCAGACGACUCCGUCAUACAGGAGAUGACUGAGAGGAUGAGUGCCUUGCUGCUGGAGAAGGCUGAGACCCAGCAGAGUGCAGUGUUGCUACGGAAGGAGAAUGAGAAGGUCAAGCAGCGGGAACAGGAUGCAGUAAGAAAACUGGCCACCCUGCAGGGAGAGUUGAACCAGGCCAAGGAAGACCACCAGAAGACCAUGCACGUAUCCCAGGCCAAACAUAAAGAAGAGGUCAAAUUCUUUCAGAGGCUUCUGAGAGAGAAAGACGAGAGUGACAGAGAGAAAGAGAGCGAAAGAGAGAAAGAAAAGCAUAGGGAAAGAGAAAAGGAAGAUACAAACGACAGUGUAGAAGCUGUUAGUCACAGCCUGGAGUCGCAGAUCUUGAGUCUGCAGACAGAGCUGGCUGCAGCGGUGGAGCGAAGUGCCCAGGAGGCUGCAGUGCUGCAGGAGGACCACCAGAGGGCGCAGACAGAGGCCCAGCAAGAAGUAGAGAACCUACGAGAAGAAUUGGCCCAGCAUAGCAUGCAACAUGAAGAGGAGCUGAGAGCUCUGGAGGAGGACUUUGAGAUGGAGAGAGAGAGACUGCUUCUCCUCCAAGAGGAGCUCAGUGAGCAGCUCGCUCUCAAAGACAGUUUCUUGCAGGAUGUGCAGGAGGAAGAGGAGGAGCCUAGCGGCCGCAGCUCGGGUAUAGCCAGGAUGUUGGAGCUGUCUGGUUUAAGUCAGAUUGAUGCCAGUGAUGGAGAGACGGAGACUGGACAGCUCCGAUCCGCCUUGGAGGACCUGCAAUCCCAGAAUACAAUGCUGCAAGACGAACUGACCUUCUUGGGCAAUGUGAAGACUCAACUGGAGGCGGAGCUUGAGAGGAUGAGGGAGGAGUUUCAGACAGAGAAGGAGGAGCUAGAAUUUAAGAUCGAUGAGUUGCUGAUGACCCGGGAGGGUGCGACCCCUGACCUGAAUAUGACCCCUUACCGAGACCCUCUGAGCCCGGCAACCCCCAAGUGUGACCUUCAGGAGGUUCCAGCCCUCAUUCAGCUCCAGCAGAGUGGGCCACAGAGAGAACCAGCGUACAGCCUGCCUGCCAGCUCUGCUAGCCCCUCCAGCCCUUUCCCUGACACAGUCCACCAGAGUUUGACCCUGGAAGAACAGCAGAGACUGAUCCUAGAGGUCCAGGAGCUGAGGACCCAGUGUGAGACCUUAGCUAGAAAGAAUACCCAGGCGGUGGGUGAAUGUGAGUCUCUAGCCAAAGAGAGGUGCCGGGCAGUGGAUGAAUGUGAGUACCUAGCCAGAGAGAGGGGGCAGGCGGUGGCUGAGUGCGAACACACCAGAGACAUCCUGAGAGGCCUGGAGACUGAGCUAGGUCAGAGGACUGGGGACUUCGUCAGACAAUAUGAAGCUAUGAAGGAACAGGGGGCGUCAGCCAUCCAGGAGCUACAGGAGAGAGUCAGAGGGCUAACUGAGGAGAGAGAGAGUCUGGUAGAGACGUUGAGAGUGCUGAAUGAAGACAGAGAAAGCCUAUUGGAGAAGGUCCAGAGCCUGGAGAAGAGGCUGGAGAGCUUCCUGGAGCAGACACAGGCAGCCGAGGGGCUGAAGGAGCAGCUGCAGACAUCUCUGGAGGAGAAGACAGAAUUAGCUCUCGAGUUUAAGACCUCUCUGGAGGAGAAGACUGUGUUAGCCUCUGAGCUAAAGGCCUCUCUUGAGGAGCAGACAGCGUUAACCCUCGAGCUAAAGGCUUCAGUGGAGGAUCUGAGCAGGCAGAAUGGGGAUAUUCUCUCUCAGCUACAGAUGAAGGAGAGUGCUGUUCAGGAGUUAGAGGAAACAGUCAAUGUGGUGAGCACAGAGAGGGACCAAACACUGUCAGCACUGCAGGACAGAGAGAUGGAGGUGGUGAGGCUGAGGGAGGUGGAGGGGAGGGAAGGCCAAAGAGAAAGGGUGGCUGAGCUACAGGCUCGUAUAGAGGAGCUGGAGAAGGAGAGGAGCCUGCUGAAGAGCAGCCUAGGGGAGGUGCAGGGGAGCCCAGGGGAGGAGGUGGAGGAGCUGCAGGCUCGUAUAGAGGAGCUGGAGAAGGAGAGGAGCCUGCUGAAGAACAGCCUAGGGGAGGUGCAGGGGAGCCCAGGGGAGGAGGUGGAGGAGCUGCAGGCUCGUAUAGAGGAGCUGGAGAAGGAGAGGAGCCUGCUGAAGAACAGCCUAGGGGAGGUGCAGGGGAGCCCAGGGGAGGAGGUGGAGGAGCUGCAGGCUCGUAUAGAGGAGCUGGAGAAGGAGAGGAGCCUGCUGAAGAGCAGCCUAGGGGAGGUGCAGGGGAGCCCAGGGGAGGAGGUGGAGGAGCUGCAGGCUCGUAUAGAGGAGCUGGAGAAGGAGAGGAGCCUGCUGAAGUGUAAUCUGGGGGAGCUGGUGGGAGAUACUGAAGCUCUACAGAGAGACCUGGUAGAGAUGAAACUUGCCAAUCAGAAGAUGAGAACAGAGAAUCAGGAAUUAUUGGCCCAGGUCAGCAACGCUACAGAGACACUGGCAGACAAAGAGAGGGAGCAGAAGGUGGGAGGAGAGACAGAAAGAGCGGAGGAGGAAAAACAAGAGGAGAAGAGAGCGCUACAACAGCAGCUAACAGAAAAGGACAAAGUCAUAUCCCAGCUGAAGAGUGAGAUGGCUGUCCUGCAGUCUACAGCCUCCACUGUCUCAGAGGAGAACACAGCCAUAGAGUUAACUGAGAAAAUCGCCCUGCUGGAGAAGGAAAGCAAAGAGAAGGAUGAGAGGAUGAAUAAGAUCAAGGCAGUGGCUGUGAAAGCCAGGAAGGAGCUGGACACCAGCAGGAAAGAGGCUGUGUCUUUGAAGGAGGAAGUGGAGGUGUUGAAGGCUGAGCGAGAGAAAGUGACCAGCUCAAUGAAAGACAUCAUUCAUGGAGCAGAGGGAUACAAGAACUUACAGUUGGACUACGACAGACAGACAGAGCAGCUGGAUAAGGAGAGAGAGAAGGUGGAGGGAGCUGAGAAACAGAUCUCCGAGCUGACCAAACGACUCAACACCGCCGUACAACAGCAUGAGCAGCUGUGGUCGGAGAGAGAGGACCUGAUGACUGGAAUGGAGACGCUGAGGAGCACGGUGAGACAGAUGGAAGGACAGACAGCAGAGCUGCACAGGCAGACAGACACCCUGAACAGAGACCAUCAGGCUGAGAGACUACUGAAGGAACAAAAGACAAAGGAGCUGUCGUCGUUGCAGAAGGAGGUAGAGGAGUUGACCGCUCAGCUCCGCAGACAGAAGCAGCAGUCUCAGCAGACUGCACGGGAGCUGGAGCAGCUACGCAAGGAGGCCCAGCAGAGCUCGUUGUUGGACAUGGAGAUGGCAGACUAUGAACGCCUGGUCAAAGAACUCAACACCAAACUGUCAGAGAAGGACGUGUGUGUGGAGGAGCUGAAAACACAGAUACACACACACACUCAGAAAGAAGACACACUCAACCAGGAGAUUGAGGGUCUGAAGUCCCAGCUGGACCAGUGUGAGGACAAGGGCGCCAAGAUGAAACAGCUGCUGGUGAAAACCAAGAAAGAUCUGGCGGAUGCCAAGCGGCAGGAAGCCUCUCAGAUGAUGACCCUGGCCUCUCUGAAGGGAGAACUGGAGACCCACCAACAGGAGCUAGAGAACAGUAAGAUCCAGUGCUGUGACCUGUCUGGGGAGCGCCAUCGGCUGCAUGAGCAGCUGAGGACUCUGACGGAACAACAGCAGAGAACAAGCAGCACCCUGCAACACCGACUGACCUCACUACAGCAGGAGUUCAACACUGCCCAGGCUGAGCUGUCAUUUGUCACUACUGAGUUUGACAGCUAUAAGGUCAGAGUUCACAAUGUCCUCAAACAGCAGAAGAACAAGAGUUCGGCCCAGAGUGACGGACACGUCACCAAACAGGAGAGAGAGCAGAUGGAGUCCAUGGUGGACCAGUAUAAAGCCAAGCUGCAGGACAGUCAGCAGAGUCUGGCGGUGAGCACUGCAGAGUUCCAACAGCUCCAGAUGGAACACGACACACUGCUGGAACGACACAACAAGAUACUGCAGGAGACCGUAACUAAAGAGGCCGAGCUCAGAGAGCGACUCCUGUCUCUCCAGGCAGAGAGUAUGUCGCUGCGGACAGAGCUUGCCCAGACGGUGGGUCAACUUACCUCCCAGGCCGACGCCCAACGCUCAGGGUUCCGGGAGCAGAUCCGCCACCUUCAGGACGAACACAGAACUACAGUAGAGACCCUGCAGAACCAGAUGACCCGGCUGGAGAACCAACUAUUCACAUUGCAGAGCCAGACCGCUCCAGUCCAGACCAGUCGUAAGCCAGUGGUGGACCGCCGGACUGUGGACCAGGGGGCGAUGGGGGGGUUGGGCCUCAGUGACCUCCAGUCCAUGGCUAGAGAGGAGGGGGAGGGCAUGGAGACCACUGAGACAGAGUCCCUGUCCCUCCCACACACACCCCUACCCUCACUGGAGCAUCUACUCACCUCCCCAGACCCCAAACAGGAGCCGUUUGUGUGGCAGGUGGAGCCGACUAAAGAGGAGUUAAGUCAGAAGUUGGCCACAGCUACACGCAGUAUGGAACACAUGAACAUGCUACUGCAUGAGACAGAGGCGACCAACGCUGUUCUGAUGGAACAGGUCAAUCUGUUGAAGUCUGAGGUGCGUCGUCUGGAGCGUAACCAUGAGAGGGAGAAGAGUGUAGCCAACCUGGAGUAUCUGAAGAAUGUCCUCCUGCAGUUCAUCUUCCUGCAGUCAGGCAGCGAGAGACGGGCUCUACUCCCUGUCAUACACACCAUGUUACAACUCAGCCCUGAGGAGAAGAAUAAACUGGCUGCUAUCGCAAUGGGUGAGGAGGAGGUGGGAGGAGCUAAAGGCUCAGGAUGGACCUCCUACCUUCACAGCUGGUCUGGCAUCAGAUAAAGACAUCAACUACUGCCAUCUCACUACCUGCCUUCACUUUCAUCUGAUCAAUAUGUCUGAUCAACUGGAGUUAUUGAAAAGUCUUCAUAUAUUAUUGAUGAUCAUUAAUCUACUUGAAAUGAAGCAAGUGCUGACAGCAGCAAAACAAGCCGGUGCUCUUUUAACUGUUUAGUUACUGGACCGGUGAUGAUUCCUCAAUGCCUCACAUUCAAUACUUUGUUUUUUACGACUGCAUUUGUAGCUUCGUAAUAAUCCGCUCCAUGCAGCGCCUAAGUUAAAAUGGUUAAUGAAGUGAACUAUGACUGUGAUGACAUAUUUCACUUAAGAUCUAAUGUAGAGUGGUUAAUCAACAAUUAUAACAAUUCACACAUUUACAUUACAUUUAAGUCAUUUAGCAGACGCUCUUAUCCAGAGCGACUUACAAAUUGGUGAAUUCACCUUCUGACAUCCAGUGGAACAGCCACUUUACAAUAGUGCAUCUAAAUCAU
Molecule: messenger RNA, 5763 nt
Organism: Oncorhynchus masou masou (cherry salmon)
Lineage: Eukaryota; Metazoa; Chordata; Actinopteri; Salmoniformes; Salmonidae
Product: GRIP and coiled-coil domain-containing protein 2-like
Exons: 23
Coding region: 173-5275 (1700 amino acids)
Biological process (GO): late endosome to Golgi transport
Cellular component (GO): Golgi apparatus
Source: RefSeq, a predicted model, not a curated record